GGCACGCGCAACUUUGUUUCAUUCACCAAGUUUCCUGACAGUGCUCAAGUAACCUCUGCUGGCCAUGAACUUCCUCCACUCUAGCCUGCACCACCCCGCGCAGCGCGCCUGGAGCGAGCCGCAUUUGCACCCGUCGCAGCUCAUGUACCCGUUGUUCGUGACGCUGCGAAGCGAAGACAAGCCGAUUCGCGGACUCGAGCCGGAGCUGCAGUGGGGCCAGGGUCCUAACGGCGACUACGCCUCGCUGGUGGCCCAUCUGCGUGCCCUCAUGGCCAAGGGUCUGACCAACGUUAUGCUCUUUGGUGUCGUGGAGGACAAGGACGCUCGCGGCUGCAUGGCCGACGACGAGGCCACGCCCGUUAUCAAGUGCACCAAGGCACUGCGCAAGGCGCUUCCCGAGCUUAUGGUGGCUUGCGACGUCUGCAUGUGCGAAUACACGGACAACGGUCACUGCGGUAUCCUUCGCGAAGUGGACGGCGAGCAAGUGCUGGACAACGAGCGCACUCUUGAGCGCCUCAGCAGCAUCGCUCUGGCCUAUGCCAAGGCUGGAGCGCACAUGGUUUGCCCGUCCGACAUGAUGGACAACCGCAUCGGUGCCAUCCGCAAGAUCUACAACGAGAACGGCUUCGAGCACGUGUCUAUCAUGGCCUACACAUCCAAGAAGGCCUCGGUCAUGUAUGCACCCUUCCGCGACGCCGUCGAGUCCACGUUCCAGGGAGACCGCAAGCGCUACCAGCACCCCGUGGGCAGCACGAGCCAUGCUGCACUGGCGUUCGAGCGCGACGUGCAGCAGGGCGCGGACAGUGUCAUCGUUAAGCCGUCGCUCUUCUACUCGGAUAUCGUGGCUAACUUCGCCGCUAAGAAGAUGGUACCUGUUGUGUGCUACCUCGUGUCAGGCGAGUACAAGAUGGUCAAGGACUACGGUGACUCCACCAACUCGCUUGAAGCUGUGGUGCGCGAGGCCCACCUCGGUCUGCUGCGUGCCGGUGCCAGCGUGCUUAUCACGUACUUCACCCCAUACAUCCUGGACCGCUGUGCCAAGUGGUAAAAGACGAAGCGUACAGACACGACCAACACUCUGGCUGCCUUUGCGUUGUAAUAAUCGAUCUUUCCUGCAGGCCAUUGGGGUCUUCGCCAACACCUCCGCCUUGUUGACAACAAUUUGUUGUGAAUCAACUUGAGAUGAAUAUAUGUGAUGUGUGCAGACUCAUGUUAUUAAAGUUUCUUUUCCAC
Molecule: messenger RNA, 1233 nt
Organism: Phytophthora nicotianae INRA-310
Lineage: Eukaryota; Oomycota; Peronosporomycetes; Peronosporales; Peronosporaceae
Exons: 1
Coding region: 65-1048 (327 amino acids)
Biological process (GO): heme biosynthetic process
Cellular component (GO): cytosol
Molecular function (GO): zinc ion binding; porphobilinogen synthase activity
Source: RefSeq, a predicted model, not a curated record